AUGAGCGACACUCCUAUCAACCCAAUUCCCUUCGCUGACAAGGCCAUUAAGUUGGACAUUGUUGUCGUUGGGCAUGGAAUCGCAGGGCUUGUCUUCGCCAUUGAUGCGAAACUUCGUGGGCAUCAGGUCCAAAUUCUUGAGAAACGACCCGGCUUGGAUGAUUUCGGUGACGUCUUAGCAUUGCAGGCCUCUUCUUUGCGCAGCAUAAAGAAUGGCUGGCCAGGGUUCUGGGAUGAACUUCAGUCGUUGUCUUUGGGAAGCACACUCAACCUCCACAGGUAUGAUGGAACCUUCCUGGCUUCCCCAAGGACUGUUUCGUCCGACGGGUUAGGUUUCGCCGUUCAUCGCUUGGACUUUCAUGCUUUACUGCAUCAGUAUGCUCUCAAAUGUGGCGUCAUGAUCAAAUUCUCGAUGGAAGUCGUAAAGUACCUUGAGUCUCCUAAUCGAGGCGCUGUCGUACUAUCAAAUGAUGUGCGAAUUGAGGCGGACUUGAUUGUGGCAGCCGAUGGUGUUGGAUCCAAGUCUUGGGACUUGGUACGGAACAUCAAAGACCAAGCCGUUAGCAGCGGGUACAGCGUAUUUCGUUCUAAUUUUCCAGCAUUACCAGCCUUGGAGAACAGCCCUGUGUUAGCGGAUGAGUUUCAGAAGUCGCCCACCAGAAGCUGUGCAUUCAUGGGACCAGAUACUCACAUUGUGAUGUCUAAAUCACGCCAUCGACUGGGCUUCUUGAUGACCCAUAAGGACCCGGGCAAUUUGCCAGACACAGUGCCGAUUUCUACUGUUCUCCCGUACGUGAAAGGAUGGAGUCCCGUAGUGACAGAAUUGAUCAAGGCAGUGCCCUAUGGGGUGGUUUAUGAUUGGAAGCUACGCUGGAGAGAUCCUCAGCCCGAAUGGGUGUCGCCUCUGGGUCGAUUGGUACAGAUUGGCGAUGCGGCCCACGCAUUUCUCCCGACAUCCGGCUACGGAGCUUCGAUGGCUAUGGAAGAUGCGCAUUCGCUCGUCGAAUGCCUGUCUCACGUGGAGAAACAAGAUAUUGCUCUAGCAUUAAGAGUUCACAAUUGUCUUCGGUUUGAACGAACCGCCUGCGCUCAGAAGAUGGGCUUCAAAGCUAGAGAAUUGUGGCAUAAGACGGACUGGAACUCUCCGAUUGAAGACCCUGCAAUCUUCACACGCAUGUGGGCUCCAUGGCUGCUUGAACACGAUCCCGAGGACUACGCGCGAAAGAACUUUGCCACCUGUGCUCAGAAACUUCGCACUGGGGAGCAAUUCCAGAACAGCAACAGCGUUCCUGGGUAUCAAUUCAAGCUCUGGACUGUUCAGGACCUUGCGGAAUCCACAAAUGACGGUCUUCAAGAUGAAGGGGAGUGGUUUUCAACUGAAUAG
This is a messenger RNA of Colletotrichum gloeosporioides, 1383 nucleotides long. RefSeq names its product FAD-dependent monooxygenase fsr3. Lineage: Eukaryota; Fungi; Ascomycota; Sordariomycetes; Glomerellales; Glomerellaceae. The record is from RefSeq and is a predicted model, not a curated record. Gene Ontology annotation, molecular function: monooxygenase activity; FAD binding. The transcript is spliced from 4 exons. The coding region runs from base 1 to 1383 and encodes 460 amino acids. Gene Ontology annotation, biological process: secondary metabolite biosynthetic process.